UGCAUCAGACUGGGCCUGAGGGGCUGGAGCCAGACUGUGGGCUGAGGAGGAGACGUGGCUUUAUAAGUUGAGGCCAGUGAACUGGGAGGUGUCAGCAAACCAGACACAAACAAAACUUUAGAAGACGGGAGAGGGAGAGACAGACAGACAGAGACAGAUAGAUAGACAUUAUGGCCACCUUCCCAAGAGCAGCCAGCCCGUCCAGGCAGCCCCCAGGCCCAGAGGAUGAAGAUGCCAUCCUAGAUGAGUACGACCUCUACAGCCUGGCUCAUUCUUACCCGGGAAUGGGAGGCCGGAAAGGUCGCAGCAAGAGAGAAGCCGCCAUCAACACCAACCGCCACAGCCCUGGUGGGCACGAGAGGAAGCUGGUGACCAAGCUUCAGAACACGGAGCGGAAAAAGCGAGGGGCACGGCCCUGAGACAGGACUGGAGAUGAGGCCAGAGGACGGACACCCACAGCAAUGGAAAUAGGACUGAGGCGGAACCAGCCCUGGGGGUGAGAUCCAGGCCUGCUUGCCACACCCAAGCCCCAGGACUUAACCCCACCUGACUGAGGCUCCAGGGGCGCCACGGAAGAAGCACCCCCGGCCCUAGAGAAAGGACAAGAUGGGGAGCAAGAGGCAGAGAAUAGACAGAGGCAGAGUCAAGAAGGUACCUCCCCCCAAAAAGAAGAAACCGGAGCUCCCCAGGGUGAUGGUGGCAAUAAACAAAGUGUAGCAGCUGC
This is a messenger RNA of Dama dama (fallow deer), 724 nucleotides long. It is a transcript of the gene NUPR1, whose product is annotated as nuclear protein 1, transcriptional regulator. Gene Ontology annotation, biological process: negative regulation of cell cycle; negative regulation of cell population proliferation. The record is from RefSeq and is a predicted model, not a curated record. Gene Ontology annotation, cellular component: nucleus. The transcript is spliced from 3 exons. Bases 171 to 419 code for a protein of 82 amino acids. NCBI's taxonomy places the organism in Eukaryota, Metazoa, Chordata, Mammalia, Artiodactyla, Cervidae.